This is a messenger RNA of Strongylocentrotus purpuratus (purple sea urchin), 5526 nucleotides long. Its product is annotated as zinc finger BED domain-containing protein 1-like. The transcript has 3 exons. Gene Ontology annotation, molecular function: DNA binding; protein dimerization activity. Lineage: Eukaryota; Metazoa; Echinodermata; Echinoidea; Camarodonta; Strongylocentrotidae. The record is from RefSeq and is a predicted model, not a curated record. The coding region runs from base 1947 to 3731 and encodes 594 amino acids.
AAGAAAUCACAAUAUUUACAAAUAAUUUACACAUUUAGAAACAAAAUCACAAAACAAAAACGGAGACUUAACUGUCGGGCAUGCAUUGGAACAUUGACUAGGUUUCACUUUGUUUAUGAAUCUAAUAAAUCAAGUUUUGCCGACAUUAUAGUCAUCAUAAGUCAGCCCCGACUUGUGAUGUUGAAUUGUAGAGCAACACAAUCAACUGAGAAGUUGACCCGUAAAACUAUUAAGUGCCCAGCCUAAAAAUAAAACAGUUCAAUCAAAAGCCUCUAAAUUGUAAAAAUAACUCUGGCUUCACGUGACCGCGCAACGCAUCGAAAGUCCCAACCAUUAAACGAGGUCAAUGAGACAAUGACCCCAGCUCAUGCCCCAGUUUUUCUUGCGCAAUAUUACAACAAAUUUGGCGAGGCCGGGUGAAAUACAUAGUCUGUACUUUCAGUCACUGAUAAUGCGUAACCGUCCCAAACUCCAUAGACUCCAAAUCACAUUUUAAUUUUUAAAGUUACUUACAAAUUAUGUACAACUUUGCAAGAUAACUACGAAAAGCGUGAUUAUGGUAUUUAUUGAAGAAUCAUAUUCAAGAAUGAAUCAAUAAACCCAGGCAAAAUGUUGAGUUUCAAUAAAGUUUUGAAGUUUAUGUUUGUGUUUGUCUAUGAUUUAUACUUAACUUGAGUUACGUUCAUAUUUUGUAAACAGCUACGUUACUGGUGUGUUAAUCUGUCAUGUGGAAUUAUCUAGUGACUAGAAAUAACCCGGAUCAGUAAUUUUAUUGAAAUUGGGAUCUAGGGGAAGCCUUUCUUAUUUUCAUCAUUGAUCAAUUUCUAAGUCCUAAUUACUAAAUAAAGGGUGCAUGGACGGAUAAUACACCGCCGAACUGUUUUUAAUUCAUUAACUUGUCGACAGACAAGUCGCAGACGACAGUAUCUCUUCAUAGUUUAUUUGAGUGCCGUUGUUCUUGUGUUUUCACUGGCGGCCUUUUUUUAGAAGUUCGUCGGAAAAUAAACUUAGAGAAGAAUACGUUUCCGAUUAGAAUCUAUAAAUCAGCCGAGUGUCGAUUUUUGUUUAAAAAACUGCCGAUGAUUAUUUUGGCGGUUGUUUUUUUUCGGACGUCAUUUCGUAAUUUUCGUUCAAGAGUAUAUAUCAAUUUUAAUGUAUUAAACAAAAUGAUUAAUGAUGUAACUGUUAACUGAAGUUAGGAGUUUGAGAUAACCCAGGGUAUUUCGCCAGCUGAUUUUGGAAGGGGGUAAUCCUUUUUUGUUUAAUAAUAUUGUAAGUCAAGUUUACUCCUGAAACAAUUCUUUCAUUUAAUUCCGAUUGUCAAUAAAGAAUCUAACAUUCAGCCGAGUGUCGAUUUUUGUUUAAAAAAACUGCCGAUUGUUUUGGCGGUUGUUUGUUUUGGACGUCAUUUCGUCCAAGCGUACAUAUUAAUUUAUUAAACAUAAUGAUUAAUGAUGUAGCUUUUAACUGAAAUUAGGAGUUUGAGAUAACCCAGGAAAUUUCGCCAGCUGAUUUUGGAAGAGGGUAAUCCUUUUUUGUUUAAUAAUAUUGUUAGUCAAGUUUACUCCUGAAACAAUUCUUUCAUUUAAUUCCGAUUGUCAAUAAAGAAUCUAACAUUCAGCCGAGUGUCGAGUUUUGUUUUAAAAAAUGCCGAUGAUUGUUUUGGCAUUUUUUUUUUGGACGUCAUAUCGUCCAAGCGUAUAUAUUAAUUUAUUAAACAUAUUGAUUAAUGAUGUAGCUUUUAACUGGAAUUAGGAGUUUGAGAUAACCCAGAAAAUUUCGCCGGCUGAUUUUCGAAGGGGGUAAUCCUUUUUUGUAAAAUAAAUAUUGUUUAUAAGUCAAGUUUACUCCUGAAACUACCUAUCACUAUCAUCCUUUCGUUUGCGUUCGUCCACGACGGUUAUAAUUAUAUCUUUCUCGCCUUCGAAUUCGAAUAUUACGUCAAGAUGCCAAGCAAAGUUUGGCGCGUGUUUACGAAAGUUUCGUCGACUACCGUGAAAUGCACUAUUUGCGAUCGUGUGCUGGGCUAUAAGGGAGGGUCGACCGGAGCUAUGUUAAAUCACAUGAAGACUCAUCCCAACUCCAUUGAAGAUGACAGACAGCCGAGACUUUCAUCAUUCAACCGACAAUGUAACCCGGAUAGAGCACAGCGAAUUUCUAAUCUCAUCGCCGAUAUGAUCGCAAAGGAUGGACUGCCCAUCAACUUUGUUGAGGGCGAGGGGUUUCGAGCACUCAUGCACGACGUCGAACCAGACUUCACAAUCCCUAGCCGACAAACUGUGAUGAGAAUUCUUGAACUAAAGUUUCUAGAGCAGAAGACUAAAAUUAAGCACUGGAUGAGCGGAUGUGAACACAUCGCAAUAACGACCGACUGCUGGACAAGCUUGGGCCAGGAAGGAUUUAUGACCGUGACCGCACACGGCAUCGAUAAGGAAUGGAUCAAGAGAAGUUUCGUUCUCAACACCAGCCCUGUGGCGAGCCUCGACGACAACGAUGAGGACAACGAUCCCCCACUCCCACAGCGGCAUACUUCCCAAGCGCUAAAGUCGCAACUCAGAGAAGUUGCUCAAACCUGGGAGAUAAACAAUAAAGUGUGUGGGGUUGUGCACGACAACGCAGCCAACGUCAGGGUGAUUGGCGAGGCCGUGGGAGCACCGGACGUUCCUUGCACAGCUCAUACCCUCCAACUCUGUGUGAAUGCUGGCUUGAACUCGAACGGCCAGUUACAAAGAGUCAUUGGAGCCGUGAGUCGCUUGGUAGGGCACUUCAAACACUCUGUGGUGGCAUCACAAGCUCUAACUGCCAAGCAAGACCAGCAUAACUUGCCAAAACAUCGCCUAAUCCAAUCUGUCAAAACGAGAUGGAAUUCGGUGUACGAUAUGUUUGCUCGAGUUACGGAACAGCGCUGGGCCAUCACAAGCGUUCUGAGCGAUGAACGUUUGACGCUUCAUCGUGAUGCGACAACCCUGCAACUCAAGGACGAGCACUGGUCUAUCGUCGACAACAUGGGGAAAACACUGGAACCUUUUUUGGUAGCAACAAAGGUACUUUCCAGCGAAGAACAUCCAACGGCAUCAACAGUCCUUCCAAUGAUCACGGGACUACUUGACAACUUCCUCAUCGUGGAGGAAACCGAUAGCGGAAUAGUCCGACAGUUCAAGGAAACAACAUCAGAGCAAUUGAAGAGAAGGUUCCAUAUCAAAUCCGCUCGAGAGCGAGACGAGGAUGUCGAGAUAGAAGAUGUAUCGGCUUUGCAUCUUGCUUCAGCAUUGGAUCCCCGCUACUCAAACCUCACUUAUCUACCACGCGCCAUGAGAAACGUCGUAAAGAACAAGCUGAAUGAGCUUAUCCCAGAAAGAGAUGACGAAGAACAGAACGCUGAUGUCGAGCAACCAUCAACGUCGCUUGAUUUCCUUAUUACGGGAAGGAGGUUUACAGCUCCGCAACAACAGCGUGACAGUGUGGAAGAAAUUCAUACAUUCUUUGAUCUGCCCGUGGUCCCCUCUACUGCUGACGCAGUUGCGUGGUGGAAAGCGAACGAAGCGUCAUUUCCUCUCCUCGGCAAUGUCGCAAAGAGGUUUCUAACAAUACCGGCAACAUCUGUCCCAUCCGAGAGGGUGUUCUCCACUGCGGGCAAUAUAGUCACCAAGAAACGGAGCUGCCUUUUGGCCGAGAAUGUGAAUAUGCUGAUAUUUCUCAAACAUAACGCAAAGUCUAUCCCUCUGAUCUGAGAAAGGACUUAAAUUGAUGAUGUUAUUUCAUAAACUACAUGCUCUUUAUUACUCUUGUAGUAUACUUCUCAACGAUAAAGAUGACAUCACUUUGUUAUUGUUAAUUUGUUACAGACUUAUUCCUCACUUACCCUUUUAUCCCCGUUCGUACGAUAUGAUUCUAGUUUCUGUUAUAAAUAAUUAAAAUAUGUUAUUUUAUGACUUAUCUUUCAAAGUCUGAAUAUACGCUAUUCAUCUAAAAUGUUUGAAAUUUGUUGAGUUUUUUCAUGGUGAUGUCAUUUUUAGGCAAUGAGAUAUCACCGAAUGAACAAGUUAAAUUUUUGAAGUACAAACUAAAAUCGAUUAUUAUCAAAAUAAACUAUUAGAAUCAAGGUCACAAGUUUUCACAACGCUAGUUUAUUAAGCCAACACAAACUUAACUGCUGAGCGCAGAUCUCUAAAUGUUCUUUCGUAAUAAUUAUUAUGCUCGGUAUUUGUUAUAUUUCAUUUUCUUGCCACAUUUGCAAAAAGGGGGUAGACAACUAGGCAUGUUAUAAUUUAUAAUCCUUGCCUAACACGUAGUAUUGGGAUAAUUGUAUCAAAACAUAAUGCGCCUGUAAAUAGCCUGUACUGUUGUGUGUCGAACUGUCGAUUUGUUUUAUUUCUUUGUCAAAGAUAAAUAGCCCAAACUCUGAAGUUUGGCAUUUUAAUCUUUGAAAUGUGCGUGCUUGACUAGUCUUGUCUCCCUGUCAGUAUAUUUCUUGUUACCGUAAUUCAAUGAAUAGGAGACGAUUGCCAUAUUUAAAAUUGUUAACUUUAGAGAGUUAGACACAAGGCUUAUGAAAAUGAUGAUCCAUGUACUGACCUCCGAAGUCCGAAUUUCAAAGUCAAAAAAAGUUAUAGCAUCAGCGAGGGGUCGGGGUAUGGUAAAUGUGUUUUCUUCGAAUCACAUGUCAACAUCUCGCUGUUUUAUAUUUGGAAGGAAAACAUAGGAACUUAGGAAGCACGUGAAUGCCCAACUCAUUUACAUAUGCCUUGUGUCAGCUGCUGAAGUUGAAUUAACAAGCAGUGAUAUGAUUGGCUAGUCGAUGUAUGGAUAAUGUCCGCGCACACAAUGCAUGGAGUUUUGCGAGGGAGAUCGAGAGAGAGAGAGAGAGAUAGUGCAGUGAUGAUUAGAGCAUGAUUGGUCAUGAAUAAUGAUAAGUUGGUGCUGAUUGUGAGCGAUGAUUGGUCGCUUACAUGAGACACGAUGCAGACAGCGCGGGCAUGGUGCGAGAGAGAGAGAGAGAGAUGUGUGCAUGAGGGUACCGGGUCGGUGACGGGUCAUAAAAAUAAACAUGAUUCAGUAAUAUUCUUUGAAACCGCGCGCGGUGUCUAGAUAUUUACAAACUGAACAAGAAAUAACAACCAAGUGAUAAGCAGUAGUAUUCAGCUUAGAUUUCAGCUGGAUAUUUAAAAAAUGAACAAGAAAUGACAACCAAGUGAUAAGCAGUAGUAUCUGGCUUAGAUUUCAGCUGGAUAUUUACAAACUGAACAAGAAAUGACAACCAGUGAUAAGUAGUAGAAUUCAGCUGUCAGGGGCGGUUUAAUAUUUACAAACAGAGCAGCAAUAACAUCGCACCGCACCGAUGAGUGAUUGAGUGCAAUGAAUGACCUAGAAACUUGAUACCUGGCGUGUGCUGGGUGCGUGAUAUACUACUAUUCUUUUUUAAUCAGCGGCGACCCUGGCAAAAGUGAAUAAUUUUCGUUUAACCGAAAACCGUCCGGUUUUGACUGGCGGUUAAACGGAAUUGGAGAUAUCCGUGAUGUUACAGCA